This is a messenger RNA of Fundulus heteroclitus (mummichog), 1839 nucleotides long. Its product is annotated as ectonucleoside triphosphate diphosphohydrolase 5. Gene Ontology annotation, molecular function: GDP phosphatase activity; UDP phosphatase activity. The coding region runs from base 269 to 1555 and encodes 428 amino acids. Gene Ontology annotation, biological process: nucleoside diphosphate catabolic process. The transcript is spliced from 15 exons. The record is from RefSeq and is a predicted model, not a curated record. NCBI's taxonomy places the organism in Eukaryota, Metazoa, Chordata, Actinopteri, Cyprinodontiformes, Fundulidae. Gene Ontology annotation, cellular component: membrane.
UUAAAUUAAAUAACGAAAUCAAAAUAGUAAAACAAAAACAAAAGCUGACCGUGGCGUGUCAUUCUGUAACUGUUAAACCAUAACUAAAGCAAUCUAUCUUUGUUUUACAGAAAAGUCUGGAUAAUCACUUUAUCCCGUUUUGGUUUGUGGUUUCGAUACAGAGGAACUACUUCCGGGAACCCGGUGCUGGUGAGGAUGUGAGUUCGGCACCGAAGCCAAACUCCUGAUACCGCCGCAGGAAGGAGGCAGCCGGACAUCAUGAGGGAAGAUGAAGCCGACCGUCCCGCUUCUCCUCUUGGUGCUCCUCGCCGCGGCGGGCCUGAGCCGGGCCCAGCUGAGGACAUCUCUCCUGGACGUGUCCGCCGUCCUCCCGAGCCUCAGCCGACCGGCCAACCACAGCCGCAUCUCCUACGCCGCCAUGUUCGACGCCGGGAGCACGGGCACGCGGAUUCACGUCUACACCUUCAUCCAGAGCUACUCGGAGCAGCUGCCCGUUUUGGACAAUGAGGUGUUCCAUUCCAUAAAGCCGGGUCUGUCAGCGUACGCCGACUACCCUGAAGCGGCCGGAGAAACCGUGCGGAUGCUGCUGAAGGUGGCCAAAAAGGCCGUCCCUCGUCUGGACUGGAAGCGGACGCCGCUGGUCCUCAGAGCCACGGCGGGGCUCCGCCUGCUGCCCGCGGCCAAAGCCCAGGCCCUUCUGGACCAGGUUCAACACGUGUUCGACGAGUCGCCUUUUUUGGUGUCGGACAACAGCGUCAGCAUCAUGAACGGCACGAACGAAGGCGUUCUGGCUUGGAUUUCUCUCAACUUCCUGACAGGUCAUCUGAAGGCGCCCGCCAUGAAGACGGUGGGAAUCCUGGAUUUGGGAGGAGGAUCCACGCAGAUCACGUUCCUGCCCAAACGGAGGCAAACAAUCGAGAGCGCUCCCGGGGACGAUUACGUCGCCAGAUUCGAUUUCCUCAACUCAACGUCUGAGCUGUACACUCACAGCUAUCUUGGUAACGGCCUAAUGGCUGGCCGACUCGCCACUCUGGGUGCUCUGGGCGCAGAAGGGUUGGAGUGGCAGGUCUUUAAAAGUUCCUGCCUGCCGAGUACGUUCAGGGAUGACUGGAGCUUCGGGGGUCUUACCUACCAAGUGAGCGGAGACCCAAACGGUCAGGCAGGAUACAAGCUCUGCUAUCAGGAAGUACUUAAGGCGGUGAAGGGGAUUAUUCAUCAGCCGUACGAGCUCCAAGACGGCGGCGUGUUCUACGCGUUCUCCUAUUACUUCGACAGAGCUGUGGACGCGGGCCUUAUCAAUAACGUCCACGGAGGAUCGCUACAGGUCAGAGGCUUCAAGAAGAGAGCCAAAGAGGUGUGCAAUAAGAUGACCAAGUACCCGCCUGUCAGUCCUUUCCUGUGCAUGGACCUGACCUACAUCACCUGCCUGCUAAAGGACGGCUUCGGCUUCAAGGACAGCGCCGUGCUGCAGUUAACCAAGAAAGUGAAGAAUGUUGAGGCUAGCUGGGCUCUGGGCGCCAUGUUGGACCACUUUCACAAGCUGAGGAUCCACUAAGGAGCGAUGAAGAACCAACGGCGAUUAAGAUUAAGCUUCACCGUUUCUCUUAACCGCCUCGUCCAGCUGCUCAGACGGAAAUAACUCCCAGCUGAGUUUUCAGAAGCUGCGUCUCUCAGGUGUCAAUAUAUCCUGCUGUAAAUCUGCAAGGUCUGGCAGCGGCUAGGAAGGACUGGAGGCUGAACGAAAGACGUCUGCUGGACCUGGACAGAACCUCAUUAACAGUUUGCUUCAAAUAGAUGUUUACUAGCGGUAAUAAACAAGGUGGAUCAGUGCAAAACAAA